Messenger RNA from Scheffersomyces amazonensis, 2300 nucleotides. It is a transcript of the gene PRK1, whose product is annotated as serine/threonine protein kinase. The record is from RefSeq and is a predicted model, not a curated record. Gene Ontology annotation, cellular component: cytoplasm. Gene Ontology annotation, molecular function: ATP binding; protein serine/threonine kinase activity. The transcript has a single exon. The coding region runs from base 33 to 2246 and encodes 737 amino acids. Gene Ontology annotation, biological process: protein phosphorylation; actin cortical patch assembly; actin filament organization. Lineage: Eukaryota; Fungi; Ascomycota; Pichiomycetes; Serinales; Debaryomycetaceae.
AUAAUUAAUCAGGACUAAUUGCAAUUGCAGUCAUGCCUGUACCUCCACCCAAUGCCUAUACCUCCGGUACGAAACUUACGGUAGGAUCUCAUAAUAUUUCCAUAAUUAAAUAUAUAUCAGAAGGAGGAUUUGCUCACGUUUAUACUUGUAAUAUUGAUCCUCCAUUUAAAGGAUCAACUGUAGCAUGUUUAAAGAGAGUUGAAGUACCAAACAAAUGGCAAUUACGAUUACUUAGACAGGAAGUGGAUUCCAUGAGACGAUUAAGAGAAAAUCAACAUAUCGUAUCAUAUAUAGAUUCUCAUGCAUCAAGAUUAGGUAGUACAAGUACAAGUACUACUACUACUAAACCUAGUUCAACUGAUCAGAGAUAUGAAGUAUUCCUUUUAAUGGAAUAUUGUGAAAACAAUGGAUUAAUAGACUAUAUGAAUACUCGAUUAGUUAAUAAACUUCAAGAACAGGAAAUUUUAGAUAUAGCGUAUCAAGUAAUUAUUGGAGUAGCUAUGUGUCAUCAUUUAACUCCUCCAUUACUUCAUCGAGAUAUUAAAAUUGAAAAUGUUUUAAUUGAUAGUAAAGGAACUUAUAAAUUAUGUGAUUUUGGAUCGGCUGUACCUUAUAUUCCAGCUCCAAGAACUCCUCAAGAUGUUCAACAAGUAAGAGAUGAUAUUAUGCAACAUACAACUCCACAAUAUCGAGCUCCAGAAAUGAUUGAUUUAACUAAAGGUUUCCCUAUCGAUGAUAAACUGGAUAUUUGGGCUCUUGGAUGUUUUAUUUAUAAAUUAUGUUAUUAUACAACUCCAUUUGAACUGCCAAAACAAACUAAUUUACAAGAUUUAGAAAAUCUGAUUUUAAAUUGUAAUCAAACUUUAAGAUUUAAUGAUCAACCAGGUCUGAUGUUUUCAAGAAGAUUAAAGAAUAUCAUUGCUUGUUGUUUAAGACCUGAUCCAAGAAGAAGACCCAAUGCUGUUCAAUUAUUAGGAGAAAUUGCUUCAAUGAAAGGUGAUGUAUUACCAAGUGUUAUACCUUAUAGUGUUAAAGAACAAUUACUUCAUAUGAAAGCUACAGAAAGUGUUGAAAGUAGUAAUAAAUUAUAUGAAACAUUCGAUAGACCUAAAAUGUCUAAAUCAGCCGAAAAUUUACAUAUUGCUGAUCCAUUUGCUUCUAUUGAUAAAUCAAGUUUACUUACAACUGAUAAUAAUAAUAAUAAUAAUAAUAAUAACAAUGGACAAAUCCGUACAAAUAUAAAGAACAUUCCUAGACCUAGAUCAACAUUUAUAACUGAUUCAACAUCUCGAACUAAUGGGAAUGGAUUUAUUAAUAAUCAAAAUAAUAAUAAAUCUACUUCUGCUCUUAAAGAUUAUGUUCAACGACAAUUAGUUGAUAAUGAUGAAAAACUUUCAAAUCGGAAAAGUUUGGAUGAAGAUAAUGGAACUUUAAAGUUUUUAAAAUCUAAAGAAGAAGAAGCUAAUAGAUAUAAUCAUAGAAAUGAUACUGGAGGUAGUUUUAAAGAUAUUUUAAGAAAAAUUAGUACUGGAAAUAGUAUUAAUGGAUAUCAAAGUGCUAAUAAUACUGGUAAUAAUGGUAUUGGUAAAAAGAGUAAGAUUUCUUCAAUUAAGAAAAUACUUACAGGGAAUUCUCAACGGAAAGUUAGUCAAGAUGAUAGAAGUAUUGAAAUUACUCAAGUUCCCGUACAAAAGUUAUCUAUUCAAAGAAGAAUGCAAGAUUUAUUAAAUAAUAGUGAUGGUACAAGUUCUAAUGUUCAAAAGACAGCUAAAGGUUAUGGAAGAUUUACUGAUGAUAAAGAUUCUGAAGAUAUAGAUGCUAUUAAUGCUUUACCAACAUCUGAUAAACAUCAUCAUUAUCAUCAUAAACAUAAAUCAAUAUCUCCUCCUGCAGUUCCCUUAAGUUUAUCUAGUUCUUCGAAUUCUCGAAGUAUGGAAAAGAUUAGGAAAGUUGUACCACCAAUUGAAGGUAAACUGGCAGUUACUCAACUUCCAGUUACUAAACUUCCAGUUACUCAACUUGCAGUAACUAAACCUGUAGUAACUAAACCUUCAGUAACUAAACCUUCAAUAAUUUCUCCUAUUAAAAAGGCUCAAACAGAGAAAUUACCACCACCUAAACCUAAAAAGCCUAAUUACUUAAAAUCAGAAAAUUCUAGAAGAUUAAGUAAUUCUAGUGAUUUAUCACUACCUGAUUUGGAUGAUUUGGAAAAGCAAUUCUCCAAGAGAUUCCCUAGUUAUGUUUAAUUAAUUAACUCACGAAAUGUUUAUUCAUAUAAUCAAGUAAAUAAUUACAAAUAA